AUGGCAGCCGCGAAUUCGGUGAGCGAUGAAUUCGCCAUCCUCCCCAUUCGCAUGCCCGCCGUCCCCUCCUUCCCAACAACCGCCGUGCACGAGAUCAGGAUACGACGAAAUGCUCCCAACGUUCCCACUGCGGACGACUCCCGCAGCCUUUUCCUGAAGAAUGUGCCUGCCGACAGCACAGAAGCCCACUUCAGAGCCGUUUUCACCGCCCUUGUCGGCGCGGGACGAUUCGAGACGAUCAAAUUCGACGACGAGCCGACUGCCGUCCUCGCGGUCGACCCUGCGCACGCCGCCAAGGUAGCAGGGUUUGCGCGAAAGCGGAAGAGGGCAGAUUUGGAGGCGGAGGAGCUUGCGCGCGAAGAGGAGGCGGUGCGGCUCCCUGAGAUCUGGACCCGCCGGUUACAUCGAAGCAGCGGCACCGCGGUCGCGCUGCUCGCCGACGAGAAGAGCGUGCAGCUCGUCCUCAAGGCUAUUGCCAAGCUCCAGAAGACGAAGAAAUACCCGGUCUGGGGCGAGAAUGUCGGAGACGAUGUCCCUCCGCUGGGCGCCACAUGGGUGUCCACCCACCUGCAGCUAUGCCGCGUCGACAAGACGGCCACGCAACAGGCAGUGCACGCAUUCUUCAACGCCUUCAACCGCAAGGAGAAGGAGGCCGCCGAGAUGGCCAAGAGGCUACGCAACGAACCGGACGAGGACGGCUUUGUCACUGUAACGCGCGGCGGCCGCGUGGCGCCGGCGAGCAAGAGCGAGGCCGAGGAGGCCAAGCAGAAGAUGGUCGACAAGCAGCAGAAGAAGAAGGCGGAGAUGAAGGACUUUUACAGGUUCCAGCUGCGGGAGAGGAGGAAACAGGAGCAGGCCGCCCUGAUAAGGAGAUUCGAGGACGACAAGAGAAAGGUCAACGCCAUGAAGGAGAAGAGGGGCAAGUUCAAGCCGGAGACGUGA
Purpureocillium lilacinum is the source of this 942-nucleotide messenger RNA. RefSeq names its product ribosomal RNA-processing protein 7. The record is from RefSeq and is a predicted model, not a curated record. Gene Ontology annotation, biological process: rRNA processing; ribosomal small subunit assembly. NCBI's taxonomy places the organism in Eukaryota, Fungi, Ascomycota, Sordariomycetes, Hypocreales, Ophiocordycipitaceae. Gene Ontology annotation, cellular component: CURI complex; UTP-C complex.